Dovyalis caffra is the source of this 483-nucleotide messenger RNA. NCBI's taxonomy places the organism in Eukaryota, Viridiplantae, Streptophyta, Magnoliopsida, Malpighiales, Salicaceae. The record is from the annotation of a GenBank genome assembly.
AUGAAGAAAAAUGGCUUUCAUGGAACACAAGUUACUUACUCGCUAGUAGUUGGCAUUUCCUUUCAUUGUAGCCAGAGUGAGUUAGCACUUGCUGCUUACAACGAGAUGGUUCAGAAUGCUUUGAAUGUCUUCCAAAAUAUGGCAAAUCAACAUGUUGAUUCUCUUCAGCUCUUUGAGAGAAUAAAAACAGAGCAAGACUGUCAAUUGAAUGAGCAUUUAUACAACAUUGCUCGAAUGUCAUGCCCAAAGCUCGGUUUGCGGGAUAAAGCUCUUCAGCUUUUAUGGCAGGUGAAGGCUUCUGAACUUCCAGUUUCAACAGCCUCCUAUGAUCUUGCUAUUGGUGCUUGUGAAGUUGCUAGAAAGCCAAAAUUUGCACUGGAAGUUUACGAGCACUUGGUUCACCAGAAGUUCACUCCAAGACGCAGACACAAUCACUUAUUUGUCUUUGAUAAGAAGUUGCAUCUGGGCAUCUCUUUGGGAUGA